Talaromyces atroroseus is the source of this 3027-nucleotide messenger RNA. RefSeq lists its product as hypothetical. Gene Ontology annotation, cellular component: cytoplasm. Gene Ontology annotation, molecular function: ATP binding; ATP-dependent chromatin remodeler activity. Lineage: Eukaryota; Fungi; Ascomycota; Eurotiomycetes; Eurotiales; Trichocomaceae. The coding region runs from base 1 to 3027 and encodes 1008 amino acids. The record is from RefSeq and is a predicted model, not a curated record. The transcript has 3 exons.
AUGGUACACGAGGUAAACCCUCCAAAGGGGCCGCUGUCCUCGUGGAAAUCAAACGAACAGAAACAAGAUAUCCCGUCCACCAAUCCAGAGUUUGGCAAGACGACUCCUUUACGGUCGAUUCAAUCGAAAUCGCAAGUUCCUUUCAAUAUUCCCAAGAACAACCGUCCCCGUGCCGAGCAUCACCGUCCUCCAAGCCGCGUGCCGUCCCAGCCAUCGGAUGGAUCGGAUCUCCCUAAAAAGAGCACAUCAAAGCAACCAUUUGAUCCGUUCAAGCCGGUCAUUCCAUCUACCUAUACAACCCAGCGAUCUCUCGCGUCUUUCAGGGGAGAUGACCAUGUCGUCGAAAUACCGCGUCCGUCACAAUUCACGUGGACCACGAAGCAGGCACCGCCUGCUGUUUUUUCAUCGAAGCCUUCAGCACCUCCAGCAAAAAUGUCAAACUCCUCCAAGACAUUACAGAAGUUCAUGGAUCUCACAGGCAAUGAAGACGGAUUUUCGAGUAACUUUGCACUUCGGUCUACUCAGCGAGAAGAAUUCGGAUCUGCAAAUACAUAUUCCUAUAUCGACUCAGUCAAGGCACAGGAAGACAUAAAGGCUCUGCUAGAAGGUGCCUUUGAAGAUGAGGAAGAUAAGCCUAGAACGAGAGCUAGGAAGAAGAAGGUCGAGGCAGAUAUCAAUGACUUGGCUGCUAAGUUUCAACAAGUUUCCGUUGACUCAAAACACGAGGAUGAGAACAAGGAAGUUGAACAAGAAGAUGAGGAUGAGGAGGAAAUCGAUGAUGGCACCAGAGAGGGACUUAAAAUCAAAUUACUGCCACAUCAAAUUGAAGGUGUCUCUUGGAUACCUUCCGAUCAGACAAAGCUUAAAGACGGCGAGAGAAAAGAUUCUAGGAGACAAUUGCCAGAAGGAGUGGGCAAAGGCACACUAAUUGUCGCCCCUCUCGCACUGAUCAAGCAAUGGGAGUCGGAGAUCGAAGACAAGAUUGAAAAAUCCCAUCGACUCAGAGUAUGUGUCUAUCACGGAACUGGACGGGCCAAACACAGCGCCGAUUUGAAGGACUUUGACGUAGUCAUCACAACAUAUGGCACACUCAGUUCAGAACAUGCGGCUUCAGGGAAAGGACAAGGUGGUUGUUUCAAUGUUCACUGGUAUCGUAUCAUCCUCGAUGAAGCUCAUACGAUCAAGAAUAGAAAUGCCAAAGCGACACAGGCGGCUUGUGCUUUGGAUGCGCAAUACAGAUGGUGCCUCACGGGCACACCAUUGCAAAAUAAUCUGGAUGAAUUACAAAGUCUGAUCAAAUUUCUGCGCAUUCAGCCUUACGACGAACUAAGCUCAUGGAGAGAGCAAAUCACUCAGCCUCUCAACAAUGGACGCGGCGGUCUCGCUAUCCAACGCCUGCAGGUGUACUUGAAAGCUUUCAUGAAGCGACGAACUAAAGAUGUCUUGAGACUGAACAAUAAUCUGGAACCCGAAGAGGGAAGAGCGGAAGAUGGCAGCAAACAAGAAUCUUCGACCGGCUUCCAGAUCGUCAAGCGUGAAGUCAUCAAGAUUGAAACCGAAUUUACCGAAGCAGAGAAUGACUUUUACCAGCGGUUAGAGCAACGAACAGAUAGAAGAUUGUCCCAAAUGAUGGGGGGAUCUAAACUUGAUUACGCAAGUGCAUUGGUCAUGUUGCUCCGGCUCCGUCAAGCGUGCAACCACCCAGACCUCGUCAAAAGCGACCUAGCUGAAGACAAGGAUAUUUUGCUAAACAACGACGGCAAACAAUCCAAGGCUUCGAAACAGGACGAGGAUCUCGACAAAAUGGCGGAUCUUUUUGGUGGCCUUAGUGUUGUCAGCAAGAAAUGCGACAUUUGCCAGGUAGAUCUGACGGUUGCGGAAUCUAAAACAGGAGCUAGCAGGUGCAGCGAAUGCGCGGACUUGGGAGUUGAUCUGAAAACGACCAAGAAAAAGAGGCGCAACACUGACAGAAAGCCGAAAGUCAUAAACCAUACCUCCGAGGCCCGCGAGGCUCGUGCCCGAAGAAACCGACGAGUCAUUGAAGAUAGCAGUGAUGAGGAUGAAAACGAUGGAGACUGGGUUGUUCCUAGGAAUCAGAGACCGUCGUCACUGUAUCUAGGCAAAGCCGGAGGCUCUAAUGAUGAGGACGCCGAGGGCGGAGAAUGGAUCGGGUCCGAGGACUCUGACACCGAAGACGACGCAAAUGAGGUCGUCAGCGUUUUGAGCUCAACCGAAUCUGCUGACGAGGAUGAUGACGGCGAAGGGGAAGACGAUGGCGGACUCGAAAUGGCUCCGUCGACCAAGAUCCGAGCCUUGAUGCGAAUCCUAAGAAAAGAGGCACCGGAAUAUAAAUUCAUUGUCUUUUCGGUAUUCACGACAAUGCUUGACAAAAUCGAACCUUUUCUGAAACACGCAAAUCUCGGUUAUGCCCGUUACGAUGGAAGCAUGAGAAAUGAUCUUCGAGAGGCCAGUCUCAACCAGCUACGAAGCCGCUCUAGCACGCGAAUUCUGUUAUGUAGUUUGCGCGCGGGGUCAUUGGGUCUCAAUCUGACUGCUGCCAGUCGAGUAGUUAUUUUGGAGCCAUUCUGGAAUCCGUUCGUGGAAGAACAAGCAAUCGACCGCGUCCAUCGACUCAACCAAACGAUUGAUGUGAAAAUCUACAAAAUCACGAUCAAGAAUAGUGUCGAAGAGCGAAUUCUAGAUCUUCAGGAAAGGAAACGCGAACUCGCUAAUGCCACUAUCGAAGGCAAAAUGGCUGCUGGCAAGCUCGGGUUGCGUGACAUGAUGGCGCUCUUUGGCCGUGAUGCAGAAUCGCGAUUCGACGAUGAGCGGGAUGCACCCGACCUUACGCAGAAGACGAAAUUGCUUGUUUCUAAAGACGAUGGGUAUGAAGAAUACAGUUCUUCGCGGACCGGCGAUGUCUGGUCGUUGGCUUCCAGCCAGCCCAGUUCCCAGGACAGAAGACGGAGACAGGCUCAGAAGCCCGUUCGAGGGGACGAUUCGAUAUACGGGCGGCGCUGGGAUUGA